GCUCCCAUUCGAAGGCGACGGCGGUCGUCUGUAUUUCGGUCCUAAUCUCUCCAGAGAAAAAGACAAAGUAACUCCGCACAGACAGCGAGUUUGACACACUUUGACGUUGAGAUUUUUUCUUUCUAAUUCCUCUCGGUCGAGCUUGUGGCGGAGCUCUGGAAUGACGGGGUGUGCCGAGAAUUUGAAUUAGCUCUCCGUUAGUUUGAAGAAAGAGUGAGUCGGGGUAGAGAGAGAGCGAGAGUGUGUGUGUGUGUGAGUGUGUGAGUGAGAGAGAGAGAGAGAGAGAGAGAGAGAGAGAGAGGGGAGCCAUUUUGUCCCGACUGUGUGGGAGAAAAGAAAGAGUGGAAAAGAGGAAUCACACGGGAGGAGAUCCUAUUUUUGCUUUCUGUCCUCAUGCUGUAGGGGGGAAAACAGUCGGGCUCGGGAAAUAUAACUUCUCGGACACGUCAACGGACACGUUAUUUGGGUGGUAUUUAGCCAACUAGCUCGCCAAGCUAAUCAACAAAUCCCAGAUUGUUAACUGUUAACAGUCAAGAGGAGCGGGGCGGUUGGUCAGGUUGGCGAAGGAGCUGGCUUUAGACUUCACAUAGGAAGUGACAGGUUAUUCGUUUUUUUUUUUUUGUACCUAUCUGGGUGAACACAAGCUAUUUUUCAAUGGCGAAGAAGACGUACGACUUGCUGUUCAAGCUGCUUCUGAUCGGAGACUCGGGCGUGGGGAAGACCUGUGUGCUGUUCCGCUUCUCUGACGACGCCUUCAACACAACCUUCAUCUCCACCAUAGGAAUAGACUUCAAGAUCAAAACUGUUGAAUUACAAGGAAAGAAGAUCAAACUACAGAUCUGGGACACAGCGGGCCAGGAGCGGUUCCACACCAUCACCACCUCCUACUACAGAGGAGCCAUGGGCAUCAUGCUGGUCUACGACAUCACCAACGCCAAGAGCUUUGAAAACAUCAGCAAAUGGCUGCGCAACAUUGAUGAGCAUGCAAAUGAGGACGUUGAGAGGAUGCUGCUAGGCAACAAGUGUGACAUGGAGGACAAGAGGGUUGUACCAAAAGCCAAGGGGGAGCAGAUCGCGAGGGAGCACGGCAUUAGGUUUUUUGAGACGAGCGCUAAGGCCAACAUCAACAUCGAGAAGGCUUUCCUCACGUUAGCAGAAGACAUCCUCAGAAAGACGCCUGUAAAAGAGCCCAACAGUGAAAACGUCGACAUCAGCAGUGGAGGCGGAGUCACAGGCUGGAAGAGCAAGUGCUGCAGUUGAACAACUCCUCUGUUUCACUCACACUAACGCACACAAUCACACACACACACACACACACACACACACACAUAUAUAUAGACACAGACAUACAUACACACACACACAUACACACCCAGACGUACACACACAAACACACAUAUUCUCUCUCUCUCUAACUGCUAACUCUAACUCUCUCGCCCUCUAACCUGUCUCAUGAGUUUUUCUUGCACACUGACACUCUGUCUGUCUCUUUAUCAGAAUAAAACAAUAAACCACUUCACUCGUUUAAUCCCCCCUCCCUUCCUCUUCCUCCACCCCCCCUCCACCGCACCAUAUUCUUCCAUCUAAUGAUCAUUUUUAUUUCUGAUAAAAAGAGAAAUCCAGUCACAUUUCUUGUCAUAUGUUUUAAAGGUUGUAAAAAAAAAGAAAGAAAGAAAGAAAAAGAAAAAAGUGUGAAAAGACAAGCUCAUAUUUUUAAUAUUUCCUUUGCCUGAGCGCACCUGGUUGGACACCCUCACCUUUCCACCCCCACCCCCUCCCCCCCCCGCAGCACUCACCUUCAGUCAGAGGAAAUAAAAAUAAAAAUCAAAAAAAGACAAAUGUAGGAUUAACAUUUUGUACAUUUAGUGAGGUUUCUGUUGUCUAACCGUAUUCGGUCAUUUACAAUUUGUUACCAAGUGACAGAGGCGUGGCCAGCUCCUUUUGUAUGUGGGGGUUUAUUUUGUCCUGUGCCUUAUAUGGAAGAUGGGGGCGGGGCUGUGUGGUGGGCGGAGCCACAUCCACCCAAUGAAAUUACAGUUUAAUAUUCUGUCGGUUCGGGCUGUCGUCAUGGAGACACCGAACCGAAGCAGAAACGUUUGAAUUUCUCCUCCAGCCAAGAGAACGGCAUUAUACAGUAUGUCCUGUUUAUUGAUGUUUUAUUUUUGUCUGUAUGAUUUUAUUUUACUUUUUUUUUUUUUUUUUCCCUAUUUGGGUUGAAUUUUUUUUUUUUUUUUUUUUUUUUUUUUUCUUCCUGCAUGCACAUUUCUUUGGGUUGGAAGCGUUUCUGUAACGUUGUGUAACGUUUGCCACUGGGUAACUGUGGGCGGGAGGUACAGAAGUUCUCUUUGGAAAUUCAAACAAUUUUGCAGAUCCAUUAAAAAUAAGCUUGUUUAAGUUAA
Molecule: messenger RNA, 2399 nt
Organism: Seriola aureovittata
Lineage: Eukaryota; Metazoa; Chordata; Actinopteri; Carangiformes; Carangidae
Gene: rab10
Product: RAB10, member RAS oncogene family
Exons: 6
Coding region: 655-1260 (201 amino acids)
Biological process (GO): cellular response to insulin stimulus
Cellular component (GO): recycling endosome; Golgi apparatus; insulin-responsive compartment
Molecular function (GO): GTP binding; GTPase activity
Source: RefSeq, a predicted model, not a curated record